CCUGCAUAAAUAUAUUGGUGACCCGGAAGGACGCGGUUUGCUUUAUAAACAUGGAAAGUUUGUGUUUCCAUCGCAUUUUUAUACAUUUUCGGGAUAAAAUUUAAUUUUAAUAACACAUCAAAUUAUGGUUUGGACGUCAAUUCAGGUGGCCAUAUGCAUGACUGCGCAAACGAUUUUACCAGAGCAAAUCUUCACCGAAGGUCUCAACUGGGGUAUUUCCUAUGAGUUACCGAAUGACACCUCAUCGAUUAAACAAUUUUUUAAACCAAAACCCGUUUUGCAAAGAAGACAUCGAAGAGAUUUGUAUCAAAAAAUGGAGGUUAUUAUGAACUCCAUGGGUUUCGAUGGUCGUUCUUGUAUCUUGAAAGCAUUGUGUGAGACUACUAGAAAGCUUAUGCCCCGAGGUAACACCAUUGUGGAAGAACUCUUGAGGAUCGUUUUCAGAUUUCCCCAACAGCAUCUGCUGAAUUCUGAACCCGAGGAUCAUCGCAUCUACCACUGGGCUUCUCGAAUGGGGAAAGACUCCGCGAAGGAGUGCACCGACAUGUUUCCAGGAUGCACCUUUUCUUUGAUCGACAUGGCACUCGGAGAGUAUUCCAGUUACUUUUAG
This is a messenger RNA of Onthophagus taurus, 610 nucleotides long. NCBI's taxonomy places the organism in Eukaryota, Metazoa, Arthropoda, Insecta, Coleoptera, Scarabaeidae. The record is from RefSeq and is a predicted model, not a curated record.